Morone saxatilis (striped sea-bass) is the source of this 2279-nucleotide messenger RNA. RefSeq names its product transmembrane protein 43. The transcript is spliced from 12 exons. The coding region runs from base 125 to 1336 and encodes 403 amino acids. Gene Ontology annotation, biological process: nuclear membrane organization. NCBI's taxonomy places the organism in Eukaryota, Metazoa, Chordata, Actinopteri, Moronidae. The record is from RefSeq and is a predicted model, not a curated record. Gene Ontology annotation, cellular component: nuclear inner membrane.
UCCGCCCAGCCGGUCGAGUUCCGUUCUACGCCGGAUGUAAAACGAAAGCGCACCGUAACCGUUGAUGAACACUUCCGGUCGCUGCCAAACUUUGCUGCUCGACUUUCGGAGUUAAAGAAGAGAAAUGUCUUCAUCACAGACAUUUUCAGGUAAAGACCCAAACCAACACAAGCGUGUGUCCGUUCAGUCCAACCCUGGAUUCCUGGAGCGGUUAGGUGAAACUGCAGGAGGAACUGUUGUUGGCGUCGGUCUGUUCUUCCUCUCGAUUUAUGUGCUCUUCACCAAUGAGGGACGGGCUCUGCAAACGGCGUCGUCCCUGGAUGAGGGUCUUUCUCAGGUUGUGUCGUUGGGGCCUCUCUCAAGCUUCGACCUGCAGAACGACAACCGUCUAGUUCAUCUGUCUGCACAGCUGCGCACCUCACAGCCCCUGUAUGACCCCAACUACAGGGUGGUGGUGCAGGCAGUGAAGCUGAAGAGGCAGGUGGAGAUGUAUCAGUGGGUGGAGUACCAUGAGAGCAAGGACUACCAAGAGAAUGGUGAGACCAAAACUGAGACGACGUACACCUACAACACCGAGUGGAAAUCAGAGUUAAUCAACAGUCGUAAUUUUGAUAAAGAAAUCGGUCACCAGAACCCAAGUGCCAUGGCGGUUGAGAGUGUCACUGUGGUGGCUCCGGAGGUCAGAGUUGGACCUUUCUUUCUGUCUAAAGGCCUGGUGGAGCAGAUCAAUAACUUCCAGACGCUGAGUUUGAGGGAUUUUUCUGCCUUUAACUUGGAUCCGUUUCUCAGUAUUGAUGACGAUUAUUUCUAUCACACUCAGUACCCACGCAGGCCGGAGGUCGGAGAUGUGCGUGUGAGAUUCUCCUUCGCUGGACUGAGCGGUGAGACGUCUCACCUCGGCCAGGCUCAGACUGUCAGUAUUGUGGCCAUGCAGAGAGGGGAGCAGCUGAUGCCUUUUAAAACCAAGUCAGGAGACACUCUGGAGCUCCUGUAUCUGGAGGAGCUCUCUGCGGAGGAGGUUUUUGCGAAAGAACACGAGUACAACAGUAUGAAGACAUGGGGACUGAGGGCUGCAGGCUGGGCCCUCAUGUUCCUCAGUAUUCAGCUGACCAUGCGCAUCAUCUACACGUUGGUGGAUUGGGUUCCUGUUCUCAGAGAGCUUGUGUCCGUGGGGCUGAAGAUCUUCGCCUUGUGCGUCUCCUGCUCUCUGUCUCUCCUCACCAUCGGAGUUGGUUGGUUUUUUUACCGACCGUUGGUGGCCGCAGCUCUGGGAGCACUAGCUCUGCUUCCAGUGUUUCUCGCCCGCUCAGGACUUGCAGCCAAGAAGAACGAGUGACUAGUGAAGUGAUGAUUAUCACAACAACUUCCUGGCGUUAACCGUCCACUGGAGGUGUGAGACAGUGUUGUUUGCAGCUGGUUUAUUCAGAGCAGGGUUACAGACCGCAGAGGACUCGCUUUAUUGGGCAAAACCGACAGUGUGUGGUCAUAAAUGGGUUAUAAUUGGUAUAAUAAUAAUAAUAAUAAGUCUGUCUAAAUGUUUCAGUGGACUUAUAUUUUAAAAUUAAUAAUUCAUAGUGGGCAUCACCCAUCAACCCCUGCUGAUGUUCCUAUCAGACACGUGUGGAAGCUCAAAUGUUAUGAGAUGUUCAUCCACCUGUAAAUGUGUUCUCACUUGGUAUUUUGUUGUAUGACGUAUGGAGAACGUCAUUUCCAUCUUGAUAUUUUGUUGCAACAUGAGAUUGCUUGUUUCAUUUUGACUGUAAAUAUAACUUGCCAAAGACUUUCUCUCCACAAAGGUUGAACUGUUCCCAGUUUAUUAGUCACUCCCAACAGCCGUCUAAUACAACAGUUCUUUAACAAACCCUCCCUUCAUGAAGGUUAUAAAGUACUGUUCUUAAUGUUUAGAGGUGUCAACUUUAGGAGGCUGGUUGCUGUUGAAGUGUAUUAAUAUUUUAUUAAUAUGAACAUUGUAACCUUCAUAUGGGUGAGAUUUAUUGUAGGGGUGUUUAUUAGACUGCAUUAGUUUAAGCGAGGUCUAUGUUCCUAAUGUAAAACAUAUAUAUAUAUAUCCUUCCUCCUUAUUGGCAUGUCAUCAGGGAUUUGUUUAUAAGAUAAAAACAUUUGUUUUCCUUUUAUUUUAAAUAUGAAGAAUGUCAAAGAACCUCGUCUGGGCAGAAAGACCAGUCUUGGUAAAAUACCGAAGAACUGUGGAUCUGCAGUGUUAUUGAACUGUUUGUAUGAAAUGUGUGUUAAAUAAAGCACUUUUUGUUUUUUCAGAC